Molecule: messenger RNA, 714 nt
Organism: Tripterygium wilfordii
Lineage: Eukaryota; Viridiplantae; Streptophyta; Magnoliopsida; Celastrales; Celastraceae
Product: probable glycosyltransferase At5g03795
Exons: 4
Coding region: 1-714 (237 amino acids)
Molecular function (GO): glycosyltransferase activity
Source: RefSeq, a predicted model, not a curated record
AUGGGGUUCCAUCUGCAAUUCAUCAUCCUCGCUGUUGCUGUUCUAAUCCCUAUGUUUGCAAUUCGCUUCUACCCUUCUCGUCCGCCUCGCAUUGCCUCCACUGAUGAUCAGAAGCUGAUCAACCCAGUUCAAGAUUCUGAAAUUUUUGACGAAGUCUUCCUGUACCCAGACGUCUUCUUGCAUAAUUACGCUCUAAUGGAGGAGCAUUUCAAGAUCUUCGUGUACCCAAAGAAAGACGAAGAGAUUUUUUAUUAUAAUGAGAGGAACAUUCACGGGAUGUUUUCCAGUGAAUUGUUCUUCCACUACAGUCUCUUAGUCGCUGACAGAUUUGCUACAUGUGAUGAAAGCGAGGCCAACAUGUUUUUCAUUCCCCUUACUUGGUUCCAAAUUCUUGGCAAGGGAGUUUACGCUAAUGGUGAGAAUUAUGUUUGGUACCUAAUUAACGAGUACCCUUACUGGAAUCGAACUAAAGGUCUCGAUCACUUUUUUGUGACUUGCCAUGACACUGGGGCAAGACUAUCUGAAAGAGUUCCACUGAAUGAUUCAAUAGCAGCCUUGUGUUCAGCAAGUUAUGAUUCCGGACAUGACAUACACCGCAAGCACCACCAUAUAACCCUCCCCCAGAUAAGACUGCCAUAUGUUUCUCCAGAAAAAAUGUCUGCAUUGUACCUAAUUAACGAGUACCCUUACUGCACAGUGCAUCCGUAUCGCUAG